This is a messenger RNA of Telopea speciosissima, 657 nucleotides long. RefSeq lists its product as uncharacterized. The transcript has a single exon. The record is from RefSeq and is a predicted model, not a curated record. Lineage: Eukaryota; Viridiplantae; Streptophyta; Magnoliopsida; Proteales; Proteaceae. The coding region runs from base 1 to 657 and encodes 218 amino acids.
AUGUCGUAUCUGGUCAACUCCAUGGACCAAGAGAUUGCCGGACGCUACCUUUUACUUGAUUCGGCUGCCAAGAUCUGGAAGACAGCCCAUGACACCUACUCUCAAGUGGGCAAUGCUGCCCAGUGUUAUGAACUUCGUCAGAAACUCCACUCCACCAAGCAAUUAGAGUUGACCCUCUCUCAGUAUUACAAUAAAAUGUGCACAAUGUGGCAGCAGCUUGAUUUUUUGAGGACCUUCACUGCCACUUGUGACGUUGACACCACUGCUUUCCGAAAGUGGGAAGAUGGCUUACGGGUGUUUGAUUUUUUGGCUGGUCUCAACAUUGAAUUUGAUCAGAUCCGGGCCAAUAUUCUGAAUCGUGAUCUCCUACCAACUCUUGAGCAGGCCUAUGUGAUUUUUGCAGCCGAAGAUACUCGUUGGACAGCCAUGAUUACUCCUGUCACUCAGGAACAAUCGGCCCUACUUUCUAGUUCUCAACCUACUUCUCGUGGUAAUUCUUUCCGCAGUUCUGGUGUUACUAGUGAUCGCCCUCCUAUUAAAUGUGAUCAUUGUGGGAAGGAAUGGCAUACCAAGGAUCGUUGCUGGAAGCUUCAUGGUCGCCUAACAAAUACCCGUGGGCUUGGGAGGGGUGGCUCCAAUCGAUCCAAUAAUGCCUAG